Messenger RNA from Aspergillus candidus, 1371 nucleotides. Its product is annotated as RING finger protein. The record is from RefSeq and is a predicted model, not a curated record. Bases 225 to 1280 code for a protein of 351 amino acids. The transcript is spliced from 6 exons. Lineage: Eukaryota; Fungi; Ascomycota; Eurotiomycetes; Eurotiales; Aspergillaceae. Gene Ontology annotation, molecular function: ubiquitin protein ligase activity; zinc ion binding.
AUUGGUUGCUAAGGGGUUGCGACCGACGACUUUAUUGGAAAUUGAACCGGCAGACGUUUCUGAUCUAUUCUAACAGCGGACUGCCAUCGUCACCUGUGACGCCGCGUUUUGAUUCCAUACUUCCUGGCCACCUUCCAGUAUCAUAUUUUACAUCCCUCUCCACCCGAUAACUGAAACAGAAAAAUCAAUAUUCGAAGAUCAGCGCGACCGAGAUAUCGCGGAAGAUGGGCAGAGCUCACGACGCCACCCCGACAACCCCAAAUCGCGCCCCGGCGUUGAAAAGAAAGCGGGAUACAAGCAAAACAGCCGAAGCGACUCCCACACCAGUGAAGCGUAAUCGGCGACGGGGACAAAACAAUGCCGCGAGCUUACCAGAGACUGCCGACGUGGUCGACUUAACGGGCGACUCACCCGUGAAGACACCAGCGAAACAACAGACAAAGUCAAGGAGCAGGAGAACACCAAACAGCGCGGCUGAUAGCCCCAACGAGGAACGUCGAGCGCGGAGAUUCCGGGCUCGGCCACCUCAGUCUCUAUGGGACCGACUAGCCCGUGCGGCGACUCAAAGGAUGUUCGUCGUCGGAUACAACGUCGUCUGGACCGAUGAAUAUACAGAGUUUCCAUACCCCCAGAUGACCUUUGACAUGGUUGGCACAACGGGAAACAUGUACAAGACGACCAUUGGGAAGGUGCCGUCGUGCGACUGUCCAGAUGCCACCAAGAGAGGGACCCUGUGCAAACAUAUCUGCUACGUCCUAGUCAACGUCCUCAAAGCGACAACGCAUCUGCAGUACCAAGCGGCGUUCCUCUCAUCAGAACUCCGUCAAAUCUACCACCACUCCCCCCUCGCGCAGAAAGAAGCCGAAUCCAAGCCCGGCGCAGACGCAAACGGCAACAGAAAGCCAGUCGAAGGAGACUGCCCUAUCUGCUUCAUGGAAUUCGAGCCCGACAAAGAAGACAUCGUGUGGUGUCGCGCAGCGUGCGGGAACAACGUGCACAAGACGUGUUUCGAAAAAUGGGCCCUCACGCAGCGCAGCGUGGGAGUCCGCUGUGUAUACUGCCGCUCCCCAUGGGAGACAGACCACAGCACCAUGAACCUAGAGACCCUCAAACAAAACGGCACCGUUAGCGAAGACGGCUACGUAAACGUAGCACGACAGAUGGGCCUAUCAGGCCAACGCGAUUAUUCAACCUAUCAUCAGCCUUGGGCUUACCGGGGAUCGUACUCCUCUGGUUCGCGUAGGAGUUAUUAUCCUGAUUACGGCGAUGGGGGGUACUAGGGGAAGUGAGUGUAUCAUAUCAUGGCUGCGAGGAGUUGAAGAGAGUUAUAGAAUACCCGGUGCUGGCUUCUGGGGUGACUGUAGCUCUACA